AUGUACGACGCAGGUCGUCGUUCUUCGGAACAACGAGCAGCCAUGAUCAAAGUCGCAGUUGUCGGCACGAACGGGCUAGCACAGUACAUUGUAAACUGUCUAGCAACUCAGACCUCACAUCAAUUUGUGAUCUUGUCUCGGAGGCCUAGUCCGGGACUCAGUGCGAAGGGAUGGCAGGUAUUGCAGGUGGACUAUUCCAAUGCUGCCGACCUCAGGUUCAAAUUAGCUGGGGUUGACACUGUCAUCUCAACCAUUUCGGGGAACCCACAGCUCUCCUUGAUCGAUGCUGCGGCUGCGGCACACGUUCGACGAUUCGUGCCUUCAGAGUUUGGAGGACCACCCUCUCUACGCCCUCAAAAUGACCUCCUGGAUCAAGGUCGUCGGGCAGCCAUCCUCCGACUUCACCAACACGAGGCUUCCGGGAUGAGGUUUACAAUAUUUACCUGUGGUGUCUUGUAUGAAAGAUUCGGCCCAGGGGGUAUGGCUGCGUCUCAGAUCGGCCUGCAUAGUCAUAUCGCUCGAGAAGGGGAGUACUUGAUGGACUUCCGACGCAGGAGGGCACAAAUCCCCUAUUCAGGUAAUUCAGGCCAGCCUGCAAUGGUGUGCUUGACAUCGGCACAUGACGUCGCCAGGUUCAUUGUUGCCGCGUUGGAUCUUCCUUCGUGGCCACGGGAGUUCAGACUCAGAGGAGAGAGGAUGAGUGUCCGAGACAUUGUUGCCGUUGCCGAGGCUGUCCAAGGUCGCUCAUUCGAGGUUUCUGCCGUCACGAGGUCCUCACUGCAAGAUUCACUGACAUAUGCCCGGGCGGUGGGCGACCGUGCUCGCGAAGGUCGGUUGCACCACCUCCUUGUCACUGCGGAGAACCGCUAUGAUUUUGUCAAUACAAACCUCAACCAGCUGGUCUCUAUACACCCCGAGAGGUUUCGUGAUUACCUGAUCAGGGUGUGGUCUUCGGCGACUUGAGUUCUCGUCAAAAAAUGACGUUUGCCGUGGUUGAUAUUCGAAAAGGGUGGAUUGAGUCUGGGAUGCAAACAUGGCUUGAUGUGGUUCGCACAAGACAAGAAGACAGAGGAAGUUGACGUUCAUGUCCAGGUUUAGGCACGGGACAGCAGGGACAUGAGAACGCGAUACAACAUCGAAAGACUUGGUGUUAUUCAGGGGGUGUUAUUUCGACGUCAACUUUCGGGCCAUACCUCGCCGCCUCGACCCAACAUCAGCGCACGGAGAAGUCUUCCACGUCUGGCUCUGCUACGAAUAGAAUCACACAAAUGUCGACACGGGAUUUGUCAGCUUUUUAUACUCCGUAUUGUUACACAAUCACCGAAUCUCUUCUCUCCAU
This is a messenger RNA of Exophiala oligosperma, 1339 nucleotides long. RefSeq lists its product as uncharacterized. The transcript has 4 exons. The record is from RefSeq and is a predicted model, not a curated record. The coding region runs from base 1 to 963 and encodes 320 amino acids. Lineage: Eukaryota; Fungi; Ascomycota; Eurotiomycetes; Chaetothyriales; Herpotrichiellaceae.